AGUUGAACAAUGACCAUAGUUGACAAAGCUUCUGAAUCUUCAGACCCGUCAGCCUAUCAGAAUCAGCCUGGCAGCUCGGAGGCGGUCUCACCUGGAGACAUGGAUGCAGGCUCUGCCAGCUGGGGUGCUGUGUCUUCACUAAAUGAUGUUUCAAGUCACACACUUUCUUUAGGACCAGUACCUGGUGCUGUAGUUUAUUCAAGUUCAUCUGUGCCCGAUAAGUCAAAACCAUCACCGCAAAAGGAUCAAGCCCUAGGUGAUGGCAUUGCUCCUCCACAAAAAGUUCUUUUCCCAUCUGAGAAGAUUUGUCUUAAGUGGCAACAAACUCAUAGAGUUGGAGCUGGGCUCCAGAAUUUGGGCAAUACCUGUUUCGCCAAUGCAGCACUGCAGUGCUUAACGUACACACCACCUCUCGCCAAUUACAUGCUAUCGCACGAACACUCCAAGACGUGUAAGUGUCCUAUGUUAGGUUACGUGUGUCCCGUUGUGGUAUACUAACCUACUUUCAUAUUUUCUGUGAGUGAAGGGGAGGAAUUGAGGCAAGAAUUCUGUGUUCACUGAGCAGUUGGUUUAUUCUUUUAGAAACUGUGCAGGAAUAUUUGUAUUCAGGUUGUGAAAGAAGCAUUUUGCACCUAAUUCAACCUGUGAAUUUAUUUAAAAAGAGACAUAUUUUAUCAGCUUUUGGCAUUUCUGAACCCUCUGCUGGCUUUCUGUACUUGCUAAAAAAUGUGACACAAAUGUCUGUCACCAACAGCUGGGGACAAGCAGGAUUAAAAAUCCUGCCUGUUCUGGAGACCAUCCUGUGCUUGAUUCAUUUACAGGCUUAUGAGCCCUAGUGGAGAGGAACUCUCAUUACUGCCCAGCCUCCUGGAAAUUCAUACAGGACUUUCCCUUCCACGUGUGAGAGCUCAGUUUUCAACCUAAAGGGCAGGAAAUCAGUCAAAACAUAUUACGGUCCUUAAUUAGGUGAAAGCCAACUCAGUGUGUGACUAGUGAAAUUCAGAAUUUAGAACGUAUCUGUUUUUUGAGGUUUUGACCUUCUACACAUAUUGUAAAUAUCCUUCAACCUUUGCAGAUGAAAUCUCCCUGUUCUUUGAUCUACAUUAAGCCUCAGAUUUGCUUGUGUAUGUUCAGAUGGCUCUUCAUUAAUUAUCAGGGUGGAAAAAAAGCCCCUUGGUUUCUUUUUGAAUAGUUCUUAAUGGAGAAUUUAAACUGGUUCUUUUAAAACCGUUUUUCCCCCCAAAGAGCAAAAUAAUGCUUGUAAAGAAUUUGGAAAGUACAGAAAAUUUAAAGAAACCAGAGGAAAAUCACCUAGAGUCUCACUGCCUAGAGGUGUUUGCUGUGCCAAAGGGUUUUAAAUUACAGAAUGAACAUUCUCUCCCUUUAAGUCCGUAAUUCACUCCCUACAGACAGUUUUCCCAUCAGUUUUGUGCUAAAUGAAAGUAGGAUGUGGAUGAAAACCCAGCCCUGGUGCCUGAACGGCAAGAGAAAGGACCAGGACAAAAAUUCAGAAGCUCCUGGUGUCCAGAAUUAGGUGCCUGUCUUUAUGCUAUUGGCAGUUUUCUGUCCUCUCUGUUUUCCCAGCUUCACUGAGGUGUAAUUGAUGUACAAUGACAUGCAUGUAUUAAAGUAAACAAUUUGAUGUGUUUUGCAUUUGUAUUCGCCCAUGAAACUGGCACCACAGUUAACUUGCUGCCCCUUUUCAUUGCCCCUAAAGUGUCCCGGUGCUCCUUGGAAGUUACUCCCGCUGCCCUCUCUACCCUUCAACCCCCACCCCAGGCAACCACCAGUAUGUCCUCUGUCUACUAGAGAUUAGGGUGUGCUUUUUAAAAUGUCAUAUAAGUGGAAUUAUAUACAGUAUACCUAUUUUGCCUGGCUGCUGUCGGCACGAUUAUUUCUAUAUUAUAUCAUGUUGUUGCAUUUAUCAGUAGUUAAUUUUUAUUGCUGAAUAGUAUUCCAUUGUAUGGAUGUACCACAAUUUGUUUCUCCAUUCACCUGUUCGUGGACAUUCUGGUGAUUUCCCAUUUGGGGCCAUCACAAAUUAAGCUGCUUUGAACAUCUGUAAACAAGUCUUUAUAAGGACCUGUUUUUUAUUUCUCUUGGGUAAAUAUCCAGGAGUUUGGAAUGUCUUGGUCCUGUGGUACGUCUGUGCUUAACUUAAAGAUACUUUCAAAGUGUUUCCCAAAGGGAUUGUGGCAUUUUACAUUCCCACCAGCUGUGAAUGAAAAUUUUAUUUGCUCUGCAUCUCGCCUGAUACUUGGUGUGAUCAGUUGUUCCAGUUUUUGUCAUUCUAGUAGGUAUGUUGUAAAGCAGUACCUCUGGUGGCUUUAAUUUGCGUUUCCUCAUGAAUGCUGCUGAACAUCUUCCCAUGUGGUUGUUAGCCAUCGGCAUAUUUGCUUUGUGGAAGCACCUGCUCACAUCUUUU
This is a messenger RNA of Miniopterus natalensis, 2425 nucleotides long. The record is from RefSeq and is a predicted model, not a curated record. NCBI's taxonomy places the organism in Eukaryota, Metazoa, Chordata, Mammalia, Chiroptera, Miniopteridae.